Messenger RNA from Puma concolor (puma), 2055 nucleotides. It is a transcript of the gene LRIT3, whose product is annotated as leucine rich repeat, Ig-like and transmembrane domains 3. Gene Ontology annotation, molecular function: protein binding. The record is from RefSeq and is a predicted model, not a curated record. Lineage: Eukaryota; Metazoa; Chordata; Mammalia; Carnivora; Felidae.
AUGCGUCUUUCAGCAUGCCUGUGCAUUGUGCUCAUUAGCUUUUUGGAGGGAGUGAGCUGUUCAUGUCCUUCACAGUGCACCUGCGAUUAUCAUGGCAGAAAUGACGGCACAGGAUCAAGGUCGGUGCUAUGUAAUGACCUGGAUAUGAACGAGGUCCCUAUGAACUUCCCUGUGGAAACUGUGAAGCUACGUAUUGAGAAGACUGUCAUCCGCAGAAUCCCCGCAGAGGCCUUCUACUACCUGGUGGAGCUCCAGUACCUCUGGGUGACUUACAAUUCCGUGGCCAGCCUUGAUGCCAGCAGCUUUUACAACCUAAAGCAGCUGCAUGAGUUGCGCUUGGAUGGAAAUUCUCUGGCCGCUUUCCCUUGGGCAUCUCUGCUGGACAUGCCCCAGCUGAGGACCCUGGAUUUGCACAACAAUAAAAUAACCAGUGUGCCUAAUGAAGUGGUCAGGUACCUGAAGAACCUUGUCUACUUGGAUUUAUCAAGCAACAGGCUAACCACACUACCACCAGAUUUCCUGGAGAGCUGGUCCCACUUACUUACAACAUCGUCAAGAAGCCUGGACCUUUCACCACAAAGAAUUAUUCUUGGUCUGCAGGACAACCCUUGGUUCUGUGACUGUCACAUUUCUAAAAUGAUCGAGUUGUCAAAAGUUGCUGACCCUGCUAUAGUGCUUCUUGAUCCACUGAUGAUAUGUAGUGAACCUGAGCGCCUGACAGGGAUUCUAUUUCAGCGGGCUGAGUUGGAACAGUGUUUGAAGCCAUCAGUGAUGACGUCGGCCACCCAGAUCACAUCUGCUCUGGGCAGUAAUGUUCUGCUGCGGUGUGAUGCUACUGGCCAGCCUACUCCACAGCUCACGUGGACCAGAUCUGACAGCUCACCAGUUAAUUAUACAGUAAUUCAGGAAUCUCCAGGAGAAGGAGUCAGAUGGUCCAUAAUAAGUUUGACAGGCAUUUCUUACAAGGAUGCUGGGGAUUACAAAUGUAAGGCCAAAAAUUUGGCUGGGAUGUCAGAAGCUGUGGUUACUGUGACAGUGGUUGGUGUUGUCACAACCACGGUAUUAUCAGACACCUCUGAAAGAACUGGAGAUCACCUUGAGCAAAGAGCCCAGCCAGGAUCUAGAUCUACAUCCAUACCUGGUUCACUGUCAUCUCCUUGGUCCUCUAACUCAUCUUCUUCCCCUGCUUCUUCCAUUUUUCUUUCUACUUCUACUUCCUCUCCUCCCUCCACUGCUUUCUUCUCCUUAUCUCCUUUCCUCUCCUCCAUUGCAUCUUCAAUCACAACUCUAAGCACCAGAAUUUCAACAAAGCCCACCAUGGCCAGCCAGCAGUCAUUCCAGCUCCGCCCAGAUGGGAAAAGAAAUGUAAAGGCGGAGAUAGGUGGAAGUAAGCUUCCUUCAGCUAGUGCAAGUAAAAAUGAAGAGUUGGCGUCAUUGGAUCAAGCAAUGCCAAUGGAGACAAAUACCACAAUAGAAAAUCUCAGAGUAGUCAGUGAGACUGAAGAGAGUGUGACAUUGAUGUGGAACACUGUCAACACUACACGUAAGUCCGAGGUGACUGUGUUGUAUUCCAAGUAUGGUGAGAAGGACCUGCUGCUGCUGAAUGCAGACUCCAGCAAGGACCAAGUAACCAUAGAUGGCUUGGAGCCUGGCAGGCAGUACAUAGCAUGCGUCUGUCCAAAGGGAGUGCCUCCCCAGAAGGACCAAUGUAUCACUUUUUCUGUUGACAGAGUCGAAGAAGAAGGUGAUUCUCAAGUGUCUUUCCUUAUCGUGGUGAGCGGUACUGCCUGUGUUGUUGUCUUGCCAUUGAUAUUUUUCCUGUUGUACAAAGUUUGUAAACUGCAAUGUGGGUCAGAAUCCUUCUGGGAAGAUGAUUUGGCAAAAGAGACUUAUAUUCAAUUUGAGACCCUGUCCCCCAGGUCUCAAAGUAUAGGGGAACUUUGGACACGAAGGCACAGAGAUGAUUCUGAAAAAUUGCUGCUUUGUUCUAGGUCAAGUGUGGAAUCUCAGGUGACCUUUAAAAGUGAAGGUUUGAGACCAGAGUAUUAUUGCUAA